GGAUCUCUCCGGCCAGCGUUGUUCCCUGAGAUUUUCGACUCCGGCAGCGGUGCUGACCUGUCUUUCCUUUACCGAUACCCCUGCUCCUGACUUGACUUAUGGCUGAGGUAGAACCGAAUGGAAUCCUGCCCGCGGAGGACAUGAAAGAUCAAGAGGUCGCUGAAUCAGAUCAAACCGAAGCUAAUUCAUCUAAUCCGGAGCCUGCAGUCGAUGGCGAACAUGAGGCAUCCAGUACGGUCGAAGCUGAAGCUGAAGCCCUGGAAUUGCCUGCUAAUGGCGUGUCGGUUGACGAGCCGCAGCAAGAUGGCGCUGAAGUGAAGCCCGAACAGCCUGAGGCCACGCAGCCAGACGACUCAUCAGCCGCCGUGGCAGCGGUCGAACCAGAGCCUGCUCCUGCUGAUAGUGAUAAGAAAGAGGAGACGCCAGCACCCGUGCCUAAGAGCCCUACCAAGACGAAGACUACAACUAAGGCACCUGUGAGCCCGACCAAGCCGGCUACAGGGAAGGGUGCUUCCACGCCUUUGGUUAAGAAGAUCAUCAACUCCGGGACUUUUGGUUCGGGUGCCGUGAAGGCUUCUCCGCCCACCGUCUCUAAGCCCUCUACCGCUACCUCCACUGCGACAGCGAAACCCCCAACGGGAGCGACAUCGACGCUUAAGAAGUCUACCAGUGGUUCAGUUGCUACGAAAGGUACUAUGCCGCCGCCUUCCACGACCAGAUCCAGUACCGCGGCUCCGCAGCGCAGGCAGUCCGUCGGUCCCAACGCGCCUAAGCCUGCCGCCCCCUCUACAACUCGGGCUUCGUUGGCAUCCUCAACCUCGGCGAAGCCAACGACUACCGCCACACGGCCAGCCUCUGGACGACCCUCCGUUGUCUCCCCUGCAGAGUCUAGGGCGACGGCCCCGGGCACUACUCCUCGUCCUCGCGCCUCCGUGUCCGAUGUUGUUGCUCCCAAACGACAGGCAAGCACAAGGCCGAGUCUUCCAGCUACCUCCUCCCGGCCACCAUCCUCUGCAUCCAUCCGGGCAGCACGGGUCGGUGCAUCUCCUUCAAUUUCAUCCUUGAAGGAUAUCAAGGAGGAUGGGAAAACCGUGGAGUUGCAGAACAAGCUUAAGGAAGUCGAAGCUGCUCUUAAGUCCAAGCUUGACGCUAUCUCGAGCCUCGAGUCAGAAGCCUCGCAGUUGAAGUCUUCUCUGGACGCUGCUCUGGCCGAUGCCGCAUCUAAACAGCAGACUGUUGACGAGCUGCAAGCGGCCAAGACGAAGGCCGAGCAGGAGUUGGUGGAAGUGAAGGCUAGUCUGGCUGCCCUGCAAGAUCAAGGUGACAGUACCGCUAAGCUCGAGGCUGUCCAUGAAGAACUUGCUGCUGCCAAGGCCGCUGCUGCCACGCAGAAUGUCCUGGUGGAGAAUCUCCAGUCCCAGAUCGAGGCCUUACAGGCAGAAGUCGCGGCAGCGAAAGAGAACCUGGACACCCUCCGAGCUGCGAAUGAAUCUGCUAAUGCAGAGGCCGCAGCGGCUGCGUCCGUCGAACACGCUGCCCUUGAAAAGGCCAAGGCAGACCUUGAUGCUAUUCAAGCCGAGUCCGAGGCGUUAACGAAGGUGCAUGCUGAAGCCUUAGAGGAGGCUCAAGCUCGCAUUCGUGAGCUCGAGGACAAGGCCGCUCGGGCGGAUGCAUUGGGAGCGGAGGUUGAAGAGCUGAAGGCCGAGAAGGAGGAGAGUGCGACCAAACUUUCGGAGCUUGAGAUCGAGAUUUUGGAGCUUAAGGAGAUCCAGGACAAAGCCGAAGACGAGCGCGCUGAGUCCCUCACACGCAUCCAGGCUUUGCAGCAGCAAGUAGAGCAAGCCUCUGCCGCUACGCAGCAAGCAAUCGAGGAGGCGAAGGCCAGGGAGGAGGAGCACUCGCAGAAACUAGGUGAUGCCGAGAGACUCCGCACCGAAGCCCUCCAGGCUGCUAGCGAGGAGCAGGCGAAACUUGCCGCUCAGCUUGAAGCUCUCAGUGAAGAAUUGGCGCGGGCUCAGGCCGCUCACGAACAGGCCAAGGCGGAAGCUCAGGCCGCUGCCGAGGAGCAUGCACGGAAGCUCGAGGAAGCGGAGAAGGCUCACUUGGACAAGCAAAAUGAGCUUUCGGAAGAGCUGGCUCGGGUGAAGACCGAGUUAGAGGGUCAAGAGGCUGUUUACAACUCGAAGGUCGAUGCCGUGAAGGCGGAACAUGAUCAAUUACUUCAGGAGGCGUUCGAGCGUGCCAAGUCUGAAGCUGGCUCGGCCCACUCCCAAGAUCUCCAAGCUCUACGUGCUGAGUCUCAGGCUACUAUCGAGCAACUUCGGGAGGCCCACCAGACGACUAUUGAGGGCUUGAAGGCUGAACAUGAAGCUGCCCUCGAGUCGCAAGUGAAGACCUUGGAGAAGCAGAUUACUAGCUUGCAACUGGAGCUGAAGGCUACUCAGGAUGAUCUGGCGAAGGCAAAGGCUGCCUUGGUGUCCGCGGCUCCAGAAGUGGAGUCCCUGAAGGCGCAGCUUGAGGAAGCGCGCAGUGCCGCGUCGUCAAUUGCCUUAUCGUCCCCUGAGCAAGCAGCCGAGAUCGAGCGGCUGACGAAGGAGCUCGCGGUUACGAAGGAUGACCUUGCUGCGCUGUCUGACGUUCUCAACGUCACCAGGGAGUCGAUCUCUGAGAUGUCUACCAACCACAUCAGGGAGUUGGAGGAAGCCGCCAAGACCAGAGCGGAGGAGGUCAUGAAGCUCCGCGCAUCUCACGAAGAGGAGGUGAACGCUCUGCUGAAGGAGAAGGCCGACUUGCUCUCCAGGUUAUCUGACGUCGAAGGGGAGCUGGCUACAGUAAAGGCCCAGAUGGCCGCGGGACCUGUCACAUCGCCUACCCGUCACAGCAAUGGGCACGCUCGCACGCCGAGCGUUACGAAGGAUGAGUUACAGAAGAUGCACGAGGCGCAUACCCUGAAACUCAAUGAUCUCCAGGCGGAGCAUGGUAGGGCAAUGAAGGCCCUCCGCGAAGAGCUGGAGAUGGCUCAGGCAAGGGCUGACGAGUUGCAGCAAGAGGUCGCGAGGAAGGCGAUGGAGAUCCAGUAUCUGGAGCAAGACCAGGAGGAGAGUCAGGAUCAGAUUACUCGAUUGAAGGAAGACGUGGAUCAUCUUACCGAGCUGGUACGAGCAAAGGAAACCGCAUCCCAGUGAAGAGGGCCUCGUCGCGUCAGCGCGACGAAAACACGCGGAUACGGCAUGUCCAACACGCACACCCCUGCUGUCUCGAUACCCCCAUGCUCUUCAAGUUCUGGUCAAGACCCCUGACUUUGCUUUCCUUAUUCUCUGUUGUUGCGUCCUUUCCCGUUAUCUGGAACAUAUUGUCGCUGUUAACGUUCAUCGCAAAUAUCCAUACUAUAGUUGUGAUCACUAUGCAAACCUCAGCUCGAGACGUCGUUGUAAUAACCGGUACCCUCAUUUUAUCAUACCCCUUACCCAUUUCCUCAUACGUAGUGCGCUGCUGCGUAUAAUUUGUUCUUACCCGUCGCGUUCCUAAUGAAACUCUUGAUCAGACUGC
Molecule: messenger RNA, 3549 nt
Organism: Gloeophyllum trabeum ATCC 11539
Lineage: Eukaryota; Fungi; Basidiomycota; Agaricomycetes; Gloeophyllales; Gloeophyllaceae
Exons: 7
Coding region: 99-3185 (1028 amino acids)
Biological process (GO): Golgi vesicle transport
Cellular component (GO): Golgi apparatus
Molecular function (GO): small GTPase binding
Source: RefSeq, a predicted model, not a curated record